Messenger RNA from Eublepharis macularius, 970 nucleotides. RefSeq names its product dromaiocalcin-1-like. Gene Ontology annotation, molecular function: signaling receptor activity. The transcript has 6 exons. NCBI's taxonomy places the organism in Eukaryota, Metazoa, Chordata, Lepidosauria, Squamata, Eublepharidae. Bases 51 to 524 code for a protein of 157 amino acids. The record is from RefSeq and is a predicted model, not a curated record.
AUUCGCCUCCCUUCAGACAGAGACAGACAAACAGGUGAAGGACUGGGAGGAUGGCGCUAGCUGCCUGCUUUAGCUUGGGGCUACUUGCUUGCCUGCUGAUUGGACCCUUCACGAGAGGUGCCCAUGCUGCUGACUGCCCCAGGGACUGGCUCUCCUACAACCACCAUUGCUAUGGCUACUUCCCCCGGGAGCUGACCUGGAGGCAGGCACAGGCUCACUGCCAACGCCACAAGGCCAACCUGGCCUCCAUUCUGGACGAGGACGAACACUCCGCCAUCGCUGACUUCCUGCACCAAGUCCAGUGGGACGACGAGGACGUGUGGCUCGGGCUGUCCCUCCCUGCGCGGGGCCAGAGCUGGGCCUGGGCAGAUGGCAGCCCUGUGCGCUACACAGCCUGGGAAAGGUUCAAGCCUUCUCGUGCCUCGAGAGGUGACAACUGCGCCCAGCUGGACGAGGAUUCAGGUUUCAUGCUGUGGGACAAUGACUCCUGUGACGACAGGAACCCCUUCCUUUGCAAGCUGUAGACCAAGCACGGGCUCAGGGCCGCCACCCUGUCCUGCACGUGACCCCGUCCCCGACGGUGCUUCGUUGUAUCACCACUCCCUACACUUUGCUCUCUUGCUCUGCCCCAACCCCUCACUUGAGGCUGAAAAUAAACGACAAGCAGAACAUGCCUGGCUUCUUCACCCCCCGCCCCAUGCAUUUUCUGCCUGGCGAAAGGGCAUUUCAAACUCUGGCUUAGGCCACGACAUGCUGGCACUCGCUCCAAGGCUGGCCCUGCGAGAAGCUAGCUUGCUGUCUGCAAUACCUUUUAUCAUCAGACCAACCAAACUGACCCAAAACGUUGGUGCAAGCUUUUGAGCUCACUAGUACUCUUCAUCAGGCUGGAUUAUGCUUGCCAGCCUCCAGGUGGUGGCUGGAGAUCUCCCGGAAUUACAACUGAUCUCCAGGCCACAGAGAUCAGUUCCCC